Messenger RNA from Corticium candelabrum, 7652 nucleotides. Its product is annotated as protocadherin Fat 4-like. The transcript is spliced from 6 exons. The coding region runs from base 312 to 7526 and encodes 2404 amino acids. The record is from RefSeq and is a predicted model, not a curated record. Lineage: Eukaryota; Metazoa; Porifera; Homoscleromorpha; Homosclerophorida; Plakinidae. Gene Ontology annotation, biological process: homophilic cell-cell adhesion. Gene Ontology annotation, cellular component: plasma membrane; catenin complex. Gene Ontology annotation, molecular function: calcium ion binding; cadherin binding.
UUGUACCACGAAGUACUUUAUUUGUACUUAACGAUCACAAACAAAAACAACACAAAUUGAUAUCAACCAAGUUUGAUGAUAUCGUAGCUGGAGUGCGAUAGCAUGGCCACAGUGUGUGUACAGUAUUAGUAGGCAUCCGUAAUUGCACAAUCUUAUAUUGAUAUGAAUACUCUACUCUUAUAUAAUUAAAUAAUUAACGUAAUUUUAUGCAAAGAGCAACUAAUCACCUAGUUUUCUACCGUAGAGUCUAGCUAGUCGAGUAUUCGUCUUCAGAGCGAGCGGGUGUCAGUCUGGGCAGAUUCCAACAUGCGAUGCCUGCCCUACAACCUACACGGCGUACGGGCGGUGCAGCUGGAACUCUCACCUGGACUGUGACCGCCAGCUCCUACAAUGCCUCUUGUCUCGUCUUCCAACUUCUAGUCAAUGCGCUUCUCCUAUCUCUACGCUACAAUUCAAGUGAAGGUGCGGCUCCUGUUUUCACGCAGAGCGUUUGGCGAGGAAACGCAUUCGAAGACGCAGCCGUUGGGACGUCGGUGCUUCGUAUCGAAGCAACAGAUGCGGACGGAGACACGGUGGACUACAGCAUGUGGGGAGGACAAAAUCACAAUCAUUUCUCGGUCGCGUAUUCAACCGGAGUCAUUUCGAUUUCUCGACCACUCGACAGGGAGGCGAUACCGAGUUACUCCUUGACCGUCAGCGCAUCGGAUUUUGUACACUUUGUACAAGCCUCGGUUAUUAUUACAGUACAAGACGUCAACGACAACUCACCGUCUUGUGAUUUUGCUACUAUUUUGGUGACUCUCUCUGAAGCGGCGAAAUUUGGAACGCGCGUUACGUCAGUCAACUGUACCGACGCCGACUCGGGAUUGAACGGUCAGUUAUCAUACCGCAUUAGUAGUGGAAACGCGCACGACGUCUUCACAAUACACAACGCGUCGGGAAUCGUAGAGACUGCAAAAACGCUAGAUUACGAACUCACUACACUACACCGGUUGGUUGUUACCGUUACGGACAUGGCACCCACUACGUCUCUUCAAACGAACGUCACUCUGUUAAUACCAAUUAGACCUGUCAACGAGUAUACACCGGUAUUUCGUUCUUCUUUUUACGAAACAUCAGUGCGGACUGAUUUACAGCAAGGUUCAAAUGUAUUACAAGUCAGCGCUUACGAUUUAGACGAAGGACCCGGAGGUGCGGUCACAUACACGCUGAUGAACAAUAUUUCACAUUUUACGGUCAAUAACUCGUCGGGGAAUGUAACUUCUUUCAGCGCUUUGCGUUAUGACUGUCUUGUAUCUCAAAACAACGUGUUUCGUCUUGUGGUAAAAGCGGAAGAUGACGGCAAUCCAUCGAAAUCAUCGCUGGCAAACGUCACGGUCACUGUAACACAGUCAAACGACUAUGCGCCGGUGUGUAGUCCUGUAGCGUACGCUACGUCGGUACCAGAAUCGCUACAGCUAAACUCAAUCAUUCUCACUCUAAUGUGUUCUGAUCGUGAUGGUGGUGCAUUGAUGUAUGAGAUCAAAGACGGAGAUUCACUUAAUGUAUUCAACCUAUCAGAAUCGGGAGAGCUCAUCACUGAGAAGCCACUCGACUACGAGAAAAACGAUUCGUACGACUUGUUGAUAUCAGUGACAGAAAGGUGCGUCUCCACUGCAAAGAGCACCACCGCAUCGGUCACAGUUCAAGUAACUGGAGUGAAUGAAUACCGACCAUCGUUUAGCGCGCGCGAGUACAACGUGAGUGUUAGAGAAGACACCACAGUCGGCACUGCGAUACUCCGUCUCAACGCUACAGACGAGGAUAGAGGUAACGACGGUGUGAUCAACUAUUGGAUCGGUCAGCGGACUCCUACGUCUACAGCCUUUCUCGUCGAUCGCAUAUCGGGCAUGUUGAUUCUCGCCCGCAGUUUGGAUCGCGAGACAAGCGACGUGCAUCUAUUGAUGGUCGAGGUAACCGACAGUAGCCGAGCAUCCGAUCGCAUGACCGGCUCGGCUGUCGUCAACAUUGCCGUCGACGACGUCAACGACAACUCACCGUCUUGUGAUUUUGCUACUAUUUUGGUGACUCUCUCUGAAGCGGCAGAAGUGGGAACGCGCGUUACGUCAGUCAACUGUACCGACGCCGACUCGGGACCGAACGGUCAGUUAUCAUACCGCAUUAGUAGUGGAAACGCGCACGACGCCUUCACAAUACACAACGCGUCGGGAAUCGUAGAGACUGCAAAAACGCUAGACUACGAACUCACUACACUACACCGGCUGGUUGUUACCGUUACGGACAUGGCACCCACUACGUCUCUUCAAACGAACGUCACUCUGUUAAUACCAAUUAGACCUGUCAACGAGUAUACACCGGUAUUUCGUUCUUCUUUUUACGAAACAUCAGUGCGGACUGAUUUACAGCAAGGGUCUAAUGUACUACAAGUCAGCGCUUACGAUUUAGACGAAGGACCCGGAGGUGCGGUCACAUACACGCUGAUGGACAAUAUUUCACAUUUUACGGUCAAUAAGUCAUCGGGAAAUGUAACUUUGUUACGUGCUUUGCGUUAUAACUGCCUUGUAUCUCAAAACAACGUGUUUCGUUUUGUGGUAAAAGCGGAAGAUGACGGAAAUCCAUCGAAAUCGUCGCUGGCAAACGUCACGGUCACUGUAACAAAGUCAAACGACUAUGCGCCGGUGUGUAGUCCUGUAGCGUACGCUACGUCGGUACCAGAAUCGCUACAGCCAAACUCGACAGUCCUAACUCUAAUUUGUUCUGAUCGGGAUGGCGAUGCAUUGAUGUAUGAGAUCAGAGAUGGAGAUACGCUUGAUGUAUUCAAUAUAACAGAAUCGGGAGAGCUCGUCACUGAGAAGACACUCGACUACGAGAAAAACGAUUCGUACGACUUGUUGAUAUCAGUGACAGAAAAAUGCGUUUCGACUCCAAAGAGCGUCACCGCGUCGGUCACAGUCCAAGUGACCGGAGUGAAUGAACACCCGCCGUCGUUUAGCGCGCGCGAGUACAACGUGAGUGUUAGGGAAGACACCACAGUCGGCACUGCGAUACUCCGUCUCAACGCUACAGACGAGGAUAGAGGUAACGACGGUGUGAUCAACUAUUGGAUCGGUCAGCGGACUCCUACGUCGACAGCCUUUCUCGUCGAUCGCAUAUCGGGCAUGUUGAUUCUCGCCCGCAGUUUGGAUCGCGAGACAAGCGACGUGCAUCUAUUGAUAGUCGAGGCAACCGACAGUAGCCGAGCAACCGAUCGCAUGACCGGCUCGACUGUCGUUAACAUUGCCGUCGACGACGUCAACGACAACACUCCCGUCUGCCGUCAGUCCGUAGUCGUGACGACGGUCGACGAUUCGGCGCCGGUCGGCGCCGCCGUCGCCCGCCUGUCGUGCAGCGACUCCGACACCGAAGCGCGCGGUCGGCUGUCGUAUAAAAUCGACGACAGCGCCGCGACGGAUCUCUUCACGGUGACACUCGAGGGAGACAUCAAGACAAAACGUUCUCUUGCUCGUCCAUUGCUUUCUUCCUUGUUUUCAUUUGUCGUCAUUGUGUCCGAUCACGGAGAUCCUCGACUCGUCAGUAACGUAUCGGUAGUUGUUCACGUGACGAGAACAAAACCCUACACGUCGUCUCCCGUUUUUCAUUCGUCUAACUAUAUUACUUCAUUGUAUGAAAACGCCACAAUCGGUACCACGGUCACUACCGUCUAUGCCGUCGGUAACGCAACGUCGGCAUCCGCAAAGUGUGUAUACUCUGUCGUUCGUAGCGACGCGGACACGGUACUGGCAGUCGAUCCGAUGUCGGGAGACGUCGUGCUGACAAACACUCUGGACAGAGAGACAAAGGAUUCGUACACGUUAGUAGUCGAAGUCGGUGCGACGAACAAUCGAGGUCGGAAAGUCGCGGGAAGGACCGACAUCGCGACGGUCACGGUCAACGUGGCGGACGUGAACGACAACGCGCCGUCGUGCGGCAAACUAGUCGUCACCGUCGACGUUCCAGAAGACGCUCCUCUCUAUACGACAAUCGCACAGCUAGACUGCGUCGACGCCGACGAGGGAAAAAACGGCGACCUGACAUAUGAAAUAAUCGAUUCUCGGAAUGAAAAAAAUUUCCCAAUUUUUGUGACGUCCGAUGGCGAUAUUCAUAUCAAUGAGACUUUGGAUUACGAGUCGAUCCAGUCGUAUUCAUUUACGAUUUCGGUGUGUGACGACGGAAUGCCUUCCAAUCAGAUCAACGUGUCGGUGGUAAUCGUCGUCGAUGCUAUCAACGAGUCUCCGCCUGCGUUUCAGUCUGCGCUCAAUAUCUCGGUCGACGAAGAUGCAUACGUCGGUACCGUAAUCGCACACAUUCGAGCAACCGAUUCGGACAAGGGAACCGACGGUCAGAUAACGUAUACGAUAACAAGCCAUUCAAAUUCAAUACCUUUUAGUAUUGAGCAAAAUACCGGACGCGUACUCUUGAUACAAACACUAGACAGAGAGACGGUGGAAAUCUAUGACGUAACCGUGACUGCAAUGGAUGGUGGUAAUCCACCCGGAGUGGCACACACGUCGAUGCGGCUGACGGUUUUGGAUGCGAAUGAUAAUAGUCCGACGUGUCGACGAGCGACGGUCAUCAUUUCGUUGUCGGAAGUCAAAAAUGGUAGUGAAGCGGCACGAUUAAAAUGCAGUGACCCGGAUGAAGGAAAAGACGGGCAACUGUUGUAUACUAUUACCACAACGCGAGACGGUAUUCCAUUUAGCAUUGACCAGCACGGACUAAUACACGUCACGAACAAGACUACAGACAACGGAUUCGGUGUCUACACCUUUUUGGUCGACGUCUCGGACCGUGGAGCUCUUCAACGGACGACGACGGUUACGGUCAUCGUUUCUACGACCGGUACGCGCAACGAACACACUCCAUGGUCAUAUCCGUAUUUCGAGCGGCUGGUGAGUUCCGUCAGUAUCGCAGAAAACAUAACAAUAGGAAGCAUUCUCAUCAGUCUCAACUGCACGGUACCGUCGGGAAACGCUCCUACACUCAAUAUCACCGCGGGCGACGAAAGUCGUCGUUUUGCAGCGACUUCUUCGUCUGGAGACGUGAAAGUUGCUCGUGCAAUCGACUACGAAGCGUCCGUUCGGUAUCUACUGACCGUCGCUUGCUAUGACUCGGCAGACAAAUCCAAGUUUGUCUCAUCCCUGAUUGAUAUCAAAGUCAACGACGUCAACGAGUUUAUACCAACGUUCAGUCAAAAUCAAAUGACAGCGUCGGUGCUCGAAGAUGCAAAAGCCGGCACGUCUAUAUUGACAGUGAGCGCGAAAGAUGAAGACGGCGAUGCGAGUAUACAAUAUUCUAUCGAGCGAGCUGAGCCGGAUAAUCAUCCCUUCAUUUUGGACGCCUUAAACGGUCGAAUCACUCUGUUAGGUCGACUCGACCGCGAGGAGGUGAGCGCCUACGACUUGAACGUGUCCGCAUCGGACUCCGUUUACACUGUGUAUGCGAUGGUUCGCAUUAAGGUCACUGACAGCAACGAUAAUGCGCCGCAAUGCCGUUCGUUACUGCACGUGGUAUCGCUGAAUCGUAUGCAGACGGUGAACACGGUUGUGGAUCGAUUGAAUUGUAGUGAUAGAGACGCGGGUGCAAACGGUUUCUUGUCGUAUGAAUUAAGAGGCGAGUGGAGUCAUGUGUUUACAAUCAAUCGGACGAACGGAGAAUUGAAGCUCAUGCAGCAAAUAUCAAGCGCCGAGAAAGUGAGUGAAACAAGACUGACGGUAUUAGUUUCCGACCAUGGAAGCCCGCGUUCUCUUAACGAGACUGUCGAGGUUGUCGUAAAUUUUUUAGAGACGAACAACUACGCGCCGGAAUUUCCGACGCCCGCGCUGCUUGUUUUUAACGUGAACGAGUCCGAAAGAUUGGGAUACCGUGUGGGACGAAUUAUUGCGCACGAUCGAGAUGGAAACUCAAAUAUUCAGUAUAGAAUUUUAAGAGCGGCAAGAAGUGCGCCAUUUUUUCUCGACCGAUCGACGGGAAAUUUGUAUCUAAUACACCGACUUGAUCGCGAGAUGGUCGAUUCGUAUGUGUUAACGAUCGAAGCGGUUGACGGCGGAUUUCCAAUCGGCAAGACGUCAACGACUAACGUUACAGUGAACGUGCGAGAUAUCAACGACAACGCACCGUCGUGCAGUCCGUCCGUCUACGGAAACGUUGUAAGUCGGGAAACUUCGAGUGGAACGAUUCUAGCCAAAUUGAAUUGUUCGGAUGUCGAUCUGGGAGCGAAUGGUGUUGUUCAAUACAGAAUGCUGUCGGACAUUAAUAAUUUCUAUGUGAAUUCAUCGGGUUACGUCAUUCUGAGAGACACUCGACUGGAUGACUCUCGGUCGGAGCUACUGCAGUUGCCUAUCGCAGUGAGCGACAAAGGAACGGUCAGUCUGAGUACAAGCGUCGUUGUAGUUCUGCGAGUGCUUGAAGAAGAUCGGCACGGUCACGACAAAACGUCGUCGGAACCGAGUCUCGUAAAACCCGCGGACAAAAUCGAGUCCGAAUGGGUGACGAAUUCUGUUGAAGUGCAGUUCGUUGACUACGACUGGAAGCAGUGGAUAACGAGCGGUCGAUCAAUUGCAAAGGCUCUAUUUGCUCUUGCUGCCACGGUGUACUGCAGUGAAAGUUCUCGACUCUGUUUCGUGAUGAAACCAACAAGCAACAAGCAACAAAACGACGAACUCGUGGUCUUCAAAGAUUCGCACGUGAUUAUCGUACAGGCCAAGGAAAUAAAGAUAUCAGGUCGUCACCAGCUGGUCGUCUCUCUCUACAUCUCCCUACCAGACGACGUUCAAGCGGUACCGGGUACCCCAACAACGACGGUAGUCCAGCAAGCGACCGCAAAAAACAUCAUAGACUACGCCAAGUCUUCUCUACAGGCCAGGAAGCUCACGAUAGGCGACGUCAGGACUGCGUCGUUUGUCUUCUCAACCGAGCCGGCUUCUGAAAUGACUGACGAGAUGACGUCAAAUUUCGCCGGAUGGGAGAUAAAGGCAAUUAGCUGUGUGCCUCCAGGUCUAAUGCUUAUUCUAGCUGUCACUCUCCUGGCAAGUUUCUGGCAUCGACGACAUCGCAGGAGAAAGCUUACUCCACUCCAGUUGGUAUCUUCAGACAUUCAGCGACGAAGUAAGAAGCCAGCAAGAAUCGGUAAUACAAACAAUUCGCCAGCGAUUACUGGACGGAAUCCAAGUUCAACUCGGCAAGAGAAAAAUAUCCUUGGGGUACCGCAAAGAGCAGCCGAAACGGAGACACGAGACAACGUAUCAUCAACGAUAUCGCUACCCGGGAGUUCAUGCAGUUGCUUGUCAUCUUCUUGGGCUGACUCGACUAUCGAUAUCCUGCCUGGAGCACUACCAAGCUCAGAUGACGAGCAAAUGGACUCUGGAAUACAGACGGAAAUACACGUACCGACGAGAUCGACAAACGAAGCUACCGACCUCAUUAAUAUUGACAGAAACAGUCAUUCGAUUCGCCGGUCACGAAUCCUUCAGACGUUGAACACAAGCUAGAGAAACAUAUCGGUAGGACUCGCGUAGAAAACGACGUCUACCGAACUCGAUAUGACGUCAAACUCGAAAACGAAUGUUUGCGGGAAGCGACGACUACAUGCAGCGAUGCCUUGCAUGAAAUUACAA